AAUUGACAUUUUGACUAGAAUAAAAGUAGUGUGUCGUAAAAUCUUACUAAUGGGAGGAGUCGCCGCAGACGUGGCAACACGUGACGUCAUCAAAGUGGGUCCGUGCUGUUCUGGGUUUCUCUUUGUCCGACUAGCAGGCUGAGAAGAUGAUGGAAGAGAGCGGAAUCGAGACGACGCCUCCCACCAGCCCCUCACCUCCUCUGGCCGUUGCUGCUCCGCCCUUGACCGUAGGUAUGUCCAGCCCCUUGUCCAGCUCCAUGUCCACUGGCUCCCCAGCAGGCUCCGCUGCUCUGGCUCAGGUUUCCUCCUCGCCUGCAUUCAGUCGUCCCCAGGAUGCUCCAUCCUCCGCCUCCCCCCACUUCCCUCCUGUCUCUACAUUCACGCCCCCCUUCACCGGCAGCUCUCCGUUUCCUCCUUCCACCUCCCCGUCUUGUCCUCCUGUUAGACCACCUCAGCUCUCAGCACCUCCUGUAGGCCUGUCCACACCCAGCUUUUCCAUGAGCGCAGGGUACGACAUCACAAGGGGCCAUGCUGGUCGAACACCACAGACUCCACUGAUGCCAACGUUCUCCAGUCCUACAGCCGUACCAGGUAUAGUGUCGAAUCCCAUGGUUCAGCAGCCAGUCAUGACCGGAGGAUUAGACGCUGGAUCUUCCAUCACUUUUCCAGAGGAGCAGGAAGAUCCCAGACUCCCUGCAGACAUCAACACUGGUGGUGGCAUCUGGGGCUUUUUCAAGGGAGUGGCAGGUAAUCCUGUGGUGAAGACCGUUCUGGACAAAACCAAACACUCGGUGGAGUCCAUGAUCACCACGCUGGAUCCUGGCAUGGCUCCGUACAUCAAGUCAGGUGGAGACAUUGACAUUGUGGUAACUUCAGAUAAGGAGGUGACUGUGGAGGCGGUGAGGGAUGCCUUCCAGGAGGUAUUUGGGCUGGCCAUGGUGACCGGAGAGCCCGGUCAGUCCAACAUCGCCCCGCAGCCUGUGGGCUACGCUGCUGGUGUCAAGGGGGCUCAAGAACGCAUCGACAGCCUGCGACGGGCUGCUGUGAUUCAUGACAAGCAGCCAGUGGUCUCUUUAGAGAACUUCAUUGCUGAGCUUCUCCCUGACAAGUGGUUUGACAUCUGCUGUUUAAUCCUGGAGGACCGUGGUCAUAGCAUUCGCAUUGAGGUCUUCACGCAGGCGACUCCUGUGGCUCUAGAGCACGUCCAGCAGGCCCAGGCUCUGACUCCUCCCGACUACAGUCUGCGCUGGUCAGGUCUGAUCGCUACCGUGGGUGAGGUCCUGGAGCGCAGUCUGCCCAACAUCAACAGAACAGACUGGCAUCAAGCCCUGACAGGCAUGAGCCAGCGUCAGAUGAUUCAGAGCGCAGCCAAAGCUCUCGCUGGGACCUACAAGCAGCGGCUGCCGCCCAGAACUGUGUAAGACUGAACGCUGCAUGAUGGGAGACAUGAUUGAGAAACACAGCACAACUCCUCAAAGUUCAACUGCUCAAUUUAACAAUCAAUUGAACUAUUAAUCCUGCUUUACAAACGUUUACACUUGUGUAUGAACAUUUGUUGCUUACUUUUCUGUUUUUUUUUUUUGUUUUUUUUUUAAUCUUUGGCGUGGACCAUGUCCCGGCUCCGCUCUGGAUUCAACAUUUGUUCCCAUAGGUGCUCAGUAUAAUGCAGGCGAGCUGAAAACAGGUUAACUUCAUUAAUAAGAGAAAAACAUGGAUCUCAAAUGUAGCAGAACCAGUCUGCAAAAAAAAAAAAAAAAAAAAGCUGUAUUGGCAUUUUAUCAGUGGUCCAUGUCACAUGUCCUGUAUCCGUCCAACUGCGCAGCCUCCAAUUGAUGCUGCUUGCUGCUCAUUAAAUUCUACCUGACGAAAGCCUCUGAUGAUUAGAAACCUUUAUAUAGAAGUCCAUGUGUAACUGAAGAUGUAAGCUGCGUGAGGGCAGGAAAUGGGUUAUGUGGAGAAAGACUUUCAGAAUAUGAUGUACAUCACAAACAGAUUUGCACCAAAUUGGGUUUUACUGGCUCUAGGUUUUUAAUGGUUGACAUGAGUUACUGGGAUUAGACGCAUCCUUGGCCUGUAAAACAGUGUGUUUUCCUACCUGCCUCCUCCUGUAACGUUACAUAAUGUUGUACAGCGUGUGGUUUUGUAUUUGAUGUGGCUGCUGUAUUAGAGCAAACGCCUUCCGCUGCUUAAUCCUUAUAAUCUGUAGAUUAGCGUCUGGUCUAUUGUUCAUCUUUUUUUGUGAAGAAUCCAUUUAUUUUUGCAGAAUAUAUAAUUAAUUACUAAAACUAGGACAGGCCCUAGAUAUUUAACUCAAUCCCGUUUAUGGUCCAGCUUUGAAAAGAACUGUUGGGACAGAACAUUGUCGUCUAAAAUCUAAUUUCAUGCCUCAUAUCAUUUGAAUCAUGUGAAAACAUUUGUCCACCACAACUACCAUAAAUACCGUGUAAAAAUAAUGACUAGCAGAAUUUUGAUUCAUUUAAUCAGUUGUGGUAAGAACUUUGUGUUUAUGUGAGGACAUUCUUCCAUGUGCCUUUUACAAAUGACCAAAUAAAUGGCUUUGCUCUUGUGA
Molecule: messenger RNA, 2569 nt
Organism: Betta splendens (Siamese fighting fish)
Lineage: Eukaryota; Metazoa; Chordata; Actinopteri; Anabantiformes; Osphronemidae
Gene: prrc1
Product: proline-rich coiled-coil 1
Exons: 9
Coding region: 147-1421 (424 amino acids)
Biological process (GO): activation of protein kinase A activity
Cellular component (GO): cytoplasm
Molecular function (GO): protein kinase A regulatory subunit binding
Source: RefSeq, a predicted model, not a curated record